Sinocyclocheilus anshuiensis is the source of this 411-nucleotide messenger RNA. Its product is annotated as guanylin-like. The record is from RefSeq and is a predicted model, not a curated record. Lineage: Eukaryota; Metazoa; Chordata; Actinopteri; Cypriniformes; Cyprinidae. The coding region runs from base 48 to 365 and encodes 105 amino acids. Gene Ontology annotation, cellular component: extracellular region. Gene Ontology annotation, molecular function: guanylate cyclase activator activity. The transcript is spliced from 3 exons.
CACAACUGGAAAAACAGCUAAACCGUUCUCGAGAAGAGUCAGCCAGCAUGAAGACCGUUUUGUCUGUCGCUUUCCUCCUUGUAGCUCUUUGCCUGGUCUCUGAGGCUGUGCAAGUCCAGGAAGGUGAUUUUUCCUUUUCGUUGGACUCGGUGAAAGUUCUCCAGCAAUUAAUCGACCAACCACGAACACAAAACCCUCGGUUGGCCAAGACGAGCUACUUUUCUGUAUGCUCCAAUCCAACUCUCCCACAGGAGUUUAAGCCUCUGUGCAUGCAGAGAGGAGCAACAAUGUCCUUCUCUAGGCUAGCAUCUGUGGCUGUGGACGUCUGUGAAAUAUGUGCUUUUGCGGCUUGUACCGGUUGCUAACUCCUCCCAUCAUCCCCUUGCUUGAUUAUCCUCCACUUAAUAAAAU